CUGGAAAACAGUUCACCUCUGCCGUCGUGUCGAUGUCCGCCAGAGAGGAGUGACACGUGAUCUCCGAGUCAGAACAACAAACACUCGGAAAUCGUAGGUCCUUCCAAUUUGCGUCCCAUGGUAAUGCCUGGAAGCCAAGAACGCCAAGGGUGCAGAACAACCGCCAUGGAUCGCUGCUGGACGGUGCCUGUUGCCAUGGCUGCAGCUGCAUUUCUGGUUUUGAUGCCCUGGUCAUGGUUUGGUCUCCUCCUCGUGUACUUUGUGGAAAAGUUCCAUAUAACAAGGGGGACAGCUUCCUGGCCAAAAAGCGUCGCCGUGACGCUGAGCAAUGUUUCAGGAUUUGCCGUCUAUGCCCUUCAACGACGUAUCAAGACAUUCUAUAUCGUGUUGAUUAGCACGAUUUUUACAUCUGUGGCGUUUAUCCUGUCCACUUUUACGCCCAACAUCUUCUGGAUGACAAUAACAUUAGGCCUUAUCCACGGUUUGGGACACGGAAUCUUCCUUACGUCUUCCAGCAUAUGCACAUUGCUACAUUUCAAGAAGUACCGUGCCAUCGCCACGUCGUUUAUUUUUAUCGCAUACGGUAUGUCAGCAGUCGUCAGCCAGUUCGUACUCGCCGGGCUGCUGGUAGUGUAUGACCUGGGAGGAGCACUGCUGUUGUACGGAGCAAUUCUCAUGAAUUCGGCUGCGAUUGUUAUGUUGGCCAGGAAGCCCUGCCCAUUCAGACUUGGCUGCGAACGAAACAGUCCCGCGGUUCGAGAAAAUGCGGUUUCCAGGGAACGGUUCCACGGAGGAACAGGCGAUGGCACCGCACCUCUCCAAAGCCGCUCUGCAGAAACGGAGGGAGCGGUGCAGCCCGAGAGCAGUUCUUGGAAGCAAGUCCUAGACCUCUUCGCCAUGCCUUCAUUUUACGUUCUCCUUGUGGCCAUCAUUGUCGGAGAGUACGCUAGCGUGGAGUUCUUGGGGACAAUUGUGGAUUAUGGAAUCGACAAAGGCAUGGUGCUUGACAGCGCCAAGCAUUUGGUGACGUUCUCUUCAAUAGGCCAACUUCUGGGGCGUAUCGCGAUCCCACUGCUAGCGGACUGUGUGCCUUUCACCCGUCGACCGCUGUACGCGUUCAGCUUUGCGGUAACUUGUGUGUGCAUGAUUACAAUGGCACACGUGACUGCCAUCGUGCCGGUGACAGCGUUAGCAACACUGGUUGGAGUGGCGCAAGGUUACAUCUUGUGUCUCAAGUACGUGCUCCUCGCGGAAUGCGUGGGCGUGGAGAGGACCGCUGCCUCCAGCGGCAUCAUCGGCGUGGUCAUGGUACCAGUGUCAAUGCUCAGCCCAGUGAUCAUAGGACGAUUUCGGGAUGCAACAGGUUCAUACGACGGCUACUACCAGAUGCUGGGAAUUCUCAGUUUGGUCGCCGCUGUUCUCAUCGCUGGCCACGAUUUCUGCCAGGCGAUGACUACAAGAGGCACCCACUCUCAAUAAACAUUGUCGCAUUUAUAUGACAAAUGCAGUUCACUUAGAGCAUAAGAGGGCAGUGACGCUGCAGGACUGGACGCGUUGCAUGGUGGUGGCAGUACAGUUUUGUUAUCGUGAAAAGCAAGCUGUAUUUUUGAGUUUCAGCGUACCAUCUAUUAUUGUUUAUGUUGCUGUCCCAGGUGUGAGAUAUCUUUUGUCCGCACUUCAGCUAAUUCGCUUUGCCCUGCUAAUACAAGCGGGGACAUAGACGUGUAAUGGU
Messenger RNA from Dermacentor albipictus, 1732 nucleotides. Its product is annotated as monocarboxylate transporter 13-like. The record is from RefSeq and is a predicted model, not a curated record. Gene Ontology annotation, cellular component: membrane. Gene Ontology annotation, biological process: transmembrane transport. NCBI's taxonomy places the organism in Eukaryota, Metazoa, Arthropoda, Arachnida, Ixodida, Ixodidae. Gene Ontology annotation, molecular function: monocarboxylic acid transmembrane transporter activity.